Ictalurus furcatus (blue catfish) is the source of this 1079-nucleotide messenger RNA. RefSeq names its product urokinase plasminogen activator surface receptor-like. The transcript has 5 exons. Bases 283 to 834 code for a protein of 183 amino acids. The record is from RefSeq and is a predicted model, not a curated record. NCBI's taxonomy places the organism in Eukaryota, Metazoa, Chordata, Actinopteri, Siluriformes, Ictaluridae.
UUUCUGUUUUCAGACUGGCUGGUUUGAGUAUUUCAGAAACUGCUGAUUCGAGUUGAAUUUUAACAUACAACAGUCAAAGGCAGACAAAGAAAAGAAAGACAAAGUUAAACCCCUUCCCUUUUCAUAGAACAAAACAUAAGCUAUAUUUAUAUGUGAAAUAAAUCCCUCCCUCCAUACACACACCCCAUUGCACAUCACCAAAAAACCAGGCUUCCUUUCAGACUUGCAUUUUAACCCCAUCUGCUUCAUCUUCACACCUCAACUUCUACGGAAACACCAACGAUGAAGUCUCAGGUCACACUCCUGCUCAUCUGCAUGCUUUUCUCCAAAGCGCUGUCGCUGACUUGUCACCAAAGUGUGCCACACUUAUCUGGAACAUGCACCAAUGAAAAGAUAACCUGUGCAGAUCAGUGUCUCACCGCCACCACUUCUGUGUACAUGCGUGGUGCAAAGAUGUCGGAUGCUAAUAUGAAGGCUUGCGGCAAGGCAGAGACGUGUGUGAGCGAGAGCAUGAACCUGGGAGUGAUGAAAAUGGUCAACAAUGUCAAAUGCUGCCAAACUGAUCUCUGCAAUGCUGAAACGCUGCCAGCUUCUCCGAAGCAGGCUCCCAAUGGGAGAUCGUGUUACAGCUGUGAUGCUAACGGCUGCUCAGUAACAGUGAACUGUGAAGGAAGUGAAGAUCGCUGCAUCAGUGUAUCAGUUAAACAAGGAAGCGACACCAUGUCUAUGAAAGGAUGUGUAUCCAAGAGCCUCUGCACUUCUUCUGGAUCACCAAGCACAUCAGGAAUCGAUAUGUCAAAUGUGAAGUGUUGUGAGGGAAAUCUGUGCAAUUGAGGUGCUGAGAGCUUCCACCACUGAUGGAGCAUCUCACUUAAAGCCUUAUCAUUUAAAGACUUUAUGUCCUGUUAAAUAAUUCAGUCAUGUUUCUCAAUGUUCUAUUGGGAGAGUGUGUGAUGAUGUUGAUGAUGAUGAUGAUGAUGAUGUAAAUGUUUAUGAUCAGAACCUAUCAGGGAAAAAAAAGAUUUAUUUUGUUUGUAAAGCAAUUAAAAAGUCCAGUAAUAAACGGAAUAUUACUCAGG